This is a messenger RNA of Parasteatoda tepidariorum (common house spider), 2020 nucleotides long. Its product is annotated as gamma-aminobutyric acid receptor subunit alpha-2-like. Lineage: Eukaryota; Metazoa; Arthropoda; Arachnida; Araneae; Theridiidae. Gene Ontology annotation, biological process: monoatomic ion transmembrane transport. Gene Ontology annotation, molecular function: GABA-A receptor activity; extracellular ligand-gated monoatomic ion channel activity. Gene Ontology annotation, cellular component: membrane. The record is from RefSeq and is a predicted model, not a curated record.
ACUUUUACUAACUUUAUCAUGAUAAAAAGUCAUGAAGAUAAGUUGUCCUUUGUUUCUAUGUGUUCAGAAUCUCACUAUGCUCACAGAAAAAAUCCAAUUGAUACCUGUAAUAUAUUUACCAAAUUGGAUACUUAUAUUCUUCACAUUUCUCCUUCAAAUGUCUGCGAUUGCGGAGAAAAAUGACUUUAUGACGAACACUUCCAAGCUACUGGAAAGCCUCCUUUCUGCAGAAAACUAUGACAAACAGAUAAGACCAGGCUUUGGAGGCUCUCCUACAGUAAUCGACACUGAUAUAGAAAUCCGGAGCUUUGGUUCAAUAUCUGAAACUGAUAUGCUAUUUUCAAUCGAUUGUUACUUUCGACAAACUUGGUUUGAUACUCGACUGAAAUUUAGAAGCGGAAAUUUAACAGUUUUAUCCAUGGAUUGGAAAUUUUUACAAAGAAUUUGGACUCCAGAUACAUACUUUUUAAAUGGCAAAAGCUCGUAUCUUCAUAAAGUUUCUGCUCCCAAUAAAUUUGUUCGAGUAAGAAAUGAUGGACAAUUAAAGUAUUCUAUGAGAUUGACAAUACAAACAAAUUGUCCUAUGCAUCUACGAAAGUAUCCUCUUGACAAGCAAGCAUGUCCUCUUGUAAUUGGAAGUUUUGCUUAUACUUCUAAUGAUGUUCGUUACCAAUGGAGGGGUGAAACACCAGUAAUAGUAGCUGAUGAUGUUACUUUAUCGCAAUAUGAUUACCUCAAUAUUACUCUUGCAAAUCAUACGGAAGUUAAGCCAAGAGGAACAUCCUCUUUGCUUGCCAGAUUUAUUUUAAAAAGACGAAGAGGGUAUUUUAUUUUGCAAAUCUACGCCCCUUGUGCUAUGAUAGUAGGUGCAUCAUGGGUUUCUUUCUGGAUCAACAAAAGUGACGCUCCAGGAAGAGUGGCUGUUGGCGCAACUACGGUGCUGACUUUAGUAACUAUGGGAUUUGGUGGCAGGUCAUCACUCCCUAGAGUUGCAUAUGCCACUGCAAUAGAUUGGUUUGUCAUUUUAUGUUUUUCCUUUGUUUUUGCUGCAAUGGUUGAAUAUGCUUGCGUUAACGUCGUUGAUAGAAAUGAUCUCAUUAAACUACAAAGAGCUCUGAAGCUUCAACAAGACAAGGAAAGUAUUCCAGAAACGCACAAAGAAAAUGGAGAUGAACUAACAGUUGCAGGAAUUUCUUGUGAUAAUGAAAAAAAAUCAGAAACGUUUUUUAAAAGAUUCCGUCCAUUUCGCUGGAAAAAGAAAAAACGAUACAGAGAAAUCAACACUAACAUUCAAACAAGCUGGACUCGAGAUAGAGGAAGCCGUAUUGAUGGAUAUGCUCGAAUAUUGUUUCCUUGUGCUUUUGCUCUCUUUAAUAUUCUCUAUUGGACGUUGUAUUUGUAUACUAUUGAUGAUGAGAUACCGGAUGACAUAGAUAUAUUGUAGUUGAUUUCCAGUUUUAAGUGGCUAAAUGUAACAAAGUCGAGUUCUUCGACAGAUUUUAAGAUUUGUUUACAAAACAACCGGCAUAUUUAGUACGAAAAUUUUACUUGGUAUUGAUUUUAGCUUUCAUCCAUUUAAAAAAAAUAGACUGAACGUUUCUAACAGGUUUAUUUAUUUAUAUGCACAAUUCUUUACAGUAACGUCCAACGAGAGAUUAAAAAAUAUAUAAAUUAAAUUACUUAAAUAUAAAGAUUAUAAUUAUUGUGGUCAAUGCAUUUCUAAAAGUUUUUAAAUUGAGGUAACGUCAUAGACAAUUUAAAAUACAUAAUCGAUGUAGUAUUUAUUGUUAUUCAGUCAUUCAACGUUUGAUGGGUGACCAGAUGAGGACUGACUGAGUACAAAAUUAAUAAUCUCGAAAACAAAGAUUCGCAUUAAAAAGUAUGCCUAUCUUAAAAACUGUGAAAAUGUUAUGCCAAAGUUUUUGGAAUUUAGUUACAAAAGUUACCAACAGACAGCGCAGUGCACCAAAUAGAGUUUUUUGAAAGUAAUAGGCCGUAAAACUGUAACCAAACAUUGCUA